AUGGUGCCGUCUGAUGCACCAAAUGAUUUGCAGUAUUCAGCUUCGGUCAUAAUUGAUAAAACAUCUUCCACGUCCCAGAAUAAUCGUAGUGUAUUGAAGACUUUGAUUCGGAAAACCACAGAUCUGGCUCAGGGCGCAAAUCACAUGUACAACGGGGGUCCAAACAACGAGUAUGAUCAAUCUGUCGGACCACUAACCCAUUCUCAUUCCUUUGAUGAUCUUUUUGCCUACAUGAGGACACGUAAUAUAUCACUGAACAAAAGAUUAAGGGAUUUAUGCCAAUCGUUACAUAGAGAUGGGAUACAGAUGAGGAAGGUAACUAGAAGGAAGCGGGUCUUGUACACAUUCAAAAUAGAUAGCGAUUGUUCCAAAUUACUAUGGAAAGCGGAAAGUAAAUCGCUACUAUUGGAUUCGAUAAAGGAUAUUCGAAUAGGAGAAAUGGCAAGUAAUUAUAGAGAGGAGUACAGCAUCGGUAAUGAGUAUACAGAUUUGUGGAUCACUAUAAUAUACACUGUAAACAACGACAAGUUGAAGGCAUUGCAUGUCAUAGCAAAAAAUAAACAGGAUUUCGAUACUUUCUUCAAGUGCGUCUGUGGUAUCGUCCGUCUGAGGAAGGAUUUAAUGGAAGGCAUGUUAUUGCCUUCAAACUCACAAUUUGCAAGUAUUCACUGGCACAGCACAGUAUCAAAUAAAAAUGAGGAUGAAACAAAGGACACGCUGACCUUUUGUGAUGUGAAAAGGUUAUGUGAUAUGUUUCACAUUUACUGUUCUUCUUCACAUCUCAAAAAGAUAUUUGAGAUAGCAGAUAUGAAUCAAAACAGGUUAUUAAACUUCACGGAGUUUCAGCUCUUUGUGAAGUUACUGAAAGAACGAAAGGAAAUUCACCUCAUCUGGCUCAAAUUAACGGACUCUAAGGAGUAUAUGGAUUUACAAAUGUUUAGACGCUUUUUUGUUGAAACUCAGGGAGAACCCGCAUCAAGUGAGAACUCUGUUGUGCGAGAAUUUAAUAAGUACUCCACCGAAGGUCACAUGAAUGAAGAACAAUUUACCAAGUUUCUAACUGCCCAGGAGCAUUUGAAUGAUAUACGGACGAUAACGGAUUUAACUAAGCCGUUAAAUCAUUACUUUAUUGCUUCGUCCCAUAAUACAUACUUGCUUGGGAAACAGAUAGGAGAAACUCCUUCCGUUGAGGGGUAUGUUCAUGUAUUACAACAGGGAUGUCGAUGUAUUGAGAUUGAUAUAUGGGACGGAGAAUCUGGUCCGGUUGUUUGUCAUGGAGCCUUAACUGCAUCUAUUUCGUUAAAAAACGUCGUCGAAGUUAUUAAAAAAUAUGCAUUCAUUACAUCUCCAUACCCAUUAGUCAUAUCGCUAGAGAUAAACUGCAGUCAGUGUUCCCAAAAUGCUGCCAGUAGCAUUAUAAAAGAGACGUUGGGUGAUUUUCUUUAUAGAGGGGACGAUAAAAACGAUAAUUUACCAUCUCCACUAGCUUUAAAGCACAAAAUCAUUAUGAAGGUGAAAAAACCGAAAAAGGUCAGCUUUCAGUAUAGUGGUCAAAAUUCCUCAUCUUCAAAGGCAAAUUUAUCUUCAUCCUCAUCUCAGUAUGACUUUGCCACGUAUUCACUUAAUUCAUCGAACGACUCGGAAGUGGAUGUUAAGGUUUUUGCGGGCAAGAACCCUAAAUGCACCCCUACUACAAAGAGGCAGAUCAGCAGUGACGAUCUUGUUUCCACAAGGUCGGAUCUGGUGAGUGGUUCUGCUUCUACAAUAACAAGAAUAAAAAGAAUUGGUUUGAAAAAAAGAGUUGAAACUACAGAUGAUAUGUUUGAAAUAUCAGGUAUGCACGGUAUCAAAUUUAGAAAUUUUUCUCUUCCCGAAUCGAAGACAUUAAUGCAUUGCUUUUCCUUGAAUGAAAAACAGCUUAGUUCAAUGAUGAAAGACGUUCCAAUGAGGCUUUCUGUUGAUAAGCAUAACAGAAGAUAUCUAAUGAGAGUAUAUCCUCAUGCACUCAGAUACAAGUCGUCAAACUUUAAUCCAAUAAACUUCUGGAAAAUGGGUGUGCAAAUGGUUGCUACUAAUUGGCAAACAAACGACCUUGGUCAACAAAUUAUUUUGGCGAUGUUUCAACUAAUGAAUCCAAAAAAUGAGCAUCUGCAUUCAGGUUAUAUUUUGAAGCCAAAAAUGUUGUUAAACAGAGUUUGUAAGGCAAGGGAUAUACCGGUUCUUUAUAGAUCUCUGAAAGAACGCGCACCUCGUCAAUACAAAAUCAAAAUUAGUAUUAUAUCAGCUCAGUUACUUCCUCGCUUGAAAAGCGAUUUCAAAACUGAAGCUGGUUUUGGUCCAUCUGUUACCUUAGAUGUUAUUUCUGACGAAGAAUCAUAUUGUCCUUCAAUUUCAAUUUCAGAGAAUGGAACACUUUUGAAUAGCAGAACUGCGGUGACAAAAACCUGUGAGGGCAAUGGAUUCAAUCCAAUAUGGGACAUGGAAGUAAAUUUCAUUUUGAAAGACCUAAAUUUUACCUUCUUACGAUUUGUGAUUAACUCCAACGGUAUGCAGUUAGCAACCAAUUGUAUUAAACUGGAAUACUUGAAAAGAGGAUACAGACAUAUACCUCUGUACAAUUCCAGAGGUGAGCAGUAUAUUUUUUCGACACUGUUCAUUUAUUCUUCUAUCGACACUAACGACUAA
Messenger RNA from Huiozyma naganishii CBS 8797, 2685 nucleotides. RefSeq names its product phosphatidylinositol phospholipase C (gene PLC1). Bases 1 to 2685 code for a protein of 894 amino acids. The transcript has a single exon. The record is from RefSeq and is a predicted model, not a curated record. NCBI's taxonomy places the organism in Eukaryota, Fungi, Ascomycota, Saccharomycetes, Saccharomycetales, Saccharomycetaceae. Gene Ontology annotation, biological process: phosphatidylinositol-mediated signaling; lipid metabolic process. Gene Ontology annotation, molecular function: calcium ion binding; phosphatidylinositol-4,5-bisphosphate phospholipase C activity.